This is a messenger RNA of Linum trigynum, 13308 nucleotides long. The record is from the annotation of a GenBank genome assembly. Lineage: Eukaryota; Viridiplantae; Streptophyta; Magnoliopsida; Malpighiales; Linaceae.
UAAUCAAGCAUUGUAUACGCCAAUGUCAUUCACUUCAUGGGCAUGACAAAACAACAUUUUCAAAGAAUAAAGAUUUUGAACUUUUGAAAUAUUGUGCUAAUGAUAGAUAGGAAAGUGGAAAGUGUUUUGUUGAGAAAUGCUCCCAAAAACCUUCAAUUGAUUUCUCAAGACAUACAAAUGGAUAAUAUACAUGCAAUUGCAACUAAAAUAACCAAGGAAAUCAUAAGUGUCAUCGAUGAUGUUUUUUUCAUUUUGUGGAUGAGGCUCGCGAUAUGUCGAUAAAAAAUAUAAUAGCUAUCGUGUUGCGCCAUGUAAACUAAGAAUAUAUGUAGUUGAGAGAUUUCUUGGGGCAUCGUAUUGUUCGAAGGAAAAAAUUUAUAUUAGUUAAUAGUAGGGAUAAAAGAUAAGAUUCUCUUCUUCGUAGUGUUGUUUUAUUUUGCUACAACAAAAUCUCUUUCAGUUAUCAAUGUGGAUGAUUUUAUACUUUCCUUUUGAAAGUAUCGCUUCCAACAAAAAAUAGCAUAGGUUAAUUUUAGUUUUUUGGAUGUGUAAUUAAUCAUGUUUUCAUAAUUUUGUCAAUUACGUGAUAAGUCAGAUUCCAUAUCUUUAAGAAUCAGUCUUGAAUUGGAAAUUUUCAGGUUGAACAAAAUGUGAAACAUGCACAACCAUCUUAACUUUGAUGGACAUAAACACAAGAUAAAAAUUGAAGUAAGUCUAGUAAUGAGGUUAAGAAUGAGCAACCAACAAAAUCUCUUUCAGUUAUCAAUGUGGAUGAUUUUAUACUUUUCUAUUGUAUGUAUCGCUUCUAACAAAAAAAUAUCAUAGGUUGAUUUUAGUUUUUUUGGAUGUGUAAUUAAUCAUGUUUUCAUAAUUUUGUCAAUUACGUGAUAAGUCAGAUUCCAUAUCUUUAAAAAACAGUCCUGAAUUGGAAAUUUUCAAGUUGAACAAAAUGUGAAACAUGCACAACCAUCUUAACUUUGAUGGACAUUAACACAAGAUAAAAAUUGAAAUAAGUCUAGUAAAGAGUUUAAAAAUUAGCAUAUUGUACUAUGGAGAAUUUUUGGAUGAUACUUAAACAAUUACGUGAAUUAAUGAUGUGACCAAUUAUGGAGAAUUUUCAAAAGCAUAUUGUACAAUGAAAUGAGUUUAAUCGAGAGAUAUAUGAUUCUUCAAAUGCAAUGAGAUUCUUUUGUUUAUAAAUGAUUUAUAUACUUAUAAAAUGUCAAUAAACAUUUUGUCUCAUUGAUUAUUAACUUUGAGUUUGUUUUUGGAUAUCCAGCAUUCUUAUGAUGAACAGAUCGACAAGCUGUCUUGGCUGUUCAAUGAGCCAAAUUGUAUAAAAUUUGGUCAAGUUUCUUUGACUGCCUGCAUGAGAAAUUAGUUAUCUAUAUUUUUUAAGUUAUAAAUGUUAUUAAUUAUGACUCAACUCAUACAUCGGUUGUAUUAUAAAAAAAAAAUUUCCGGAACCAUGCACAACUCUCUCAAGUGUCUUGGAGCUUAACAUGAGAUCAAAUAUUUUCAGGUUGAACAAAAUAUGAAACGCACAAAACCCUCACAAGUUUUUUAAAAUUCAACAAAAUAUUAAAUAUUUAAACAGGAAAGAUAAAAAGAUUAAAAUUGAGCAACAAAAUUUUCUUAAUACAAAAUUUUCAUCUAAUUUGUGUUUUAUGCUCUUCCUUGUCUCAUAGAUUAUUAAUCAGAAUCUGAUUCUUUUUCUUUCUACUCUUUUGUGUCAUCCAUUGUAAUCCACUUGAAAAUGCUAAACUCUCUCCAAUUUGUUGGAUCUUAACAGAAGAUCAAAUAUUUGAGCAAAAGUGGUAAAAUUUCUAAGAAUUUGCAACCAAAUUUUCAUUACUCAUAAUUUUUGAAUUAGUAAAACAUUUAUAUGGUUGAUGAGCUGACCAAUUCUCAGAGACGUUUAUGCAAUGAGUUCAACUAAGAUAGAGGAUUAGUUUUGAAAUACACAUCACAUACACUAUUUUCUAUUAUAAGUAAUAGAUGUUCAUAUUCGUUUCAAAUUUUUUGAUAUACUUGCAAAAUGUAAAUAAAUAUAUAUUUCAUUGAUUAUUAACUUUUGAAUUUGUUUUUGUAUGUCUAGACUAGGGAUGGCAAUGGGUCUGGUUGGGUCGGGUUUUGCGAAACCCAAAUCCAUGGGUUUAUCCGUGAAAAAAACCCGGGGUAAAACCCACUGGGUUUGAAAAACUCAAACCCAACCCAACCCGCUGGGUAUCCACGGGUUCAUGGGUACCCACGGGUUUUUGUCGUAAAAAAUUUACUAACAAAUUCCUAUCAAAAUUAAAGUCAAAUAUCAAUCUCCCAAUACAAAUUAUCCAUAUAUAAAACAUCAUUCUAGAAAAUUCAAGCAAAGCACAAAUUAACUAUACAAAUUGUUCAAGACCAAUCUAGAAAAUUCAAGAAAUUGAAGCAAAUCACAAAUUAUCCAUAAAUAACAUGAUUAAUUGAAAGCUUCUUCCUUUCAAUUAAGUUUUUCACUCUCCACUCGAUAACAUCAACUUCAUACUACAUAACUAGAAAGAAAAAAUUAGGCAUGUCUCCACCAACAUAAAUAAGAUUAGUUGUUUAGAAUAUUAAAUAGGCCGAGAAAAUUAAUUAUAUGGGUGUGGGAGGGUACCCAUGGGUCGGGUUUACCUAAACCCAAACCCAACCCAACCCGGUGAAUAGUGAACGGGUUUAAACCCAAAACCCGUCAACACGGAUUUUACCCGUGUUGACCGGGUUGGGUCGGGUGGGUACCCGUGGGUUCGGGUUUUGUUGCCAUCCCUAGUCUAGACUGUGAUGGAUGUUUAACAUGGUAACCAUAAAUUUUAUGUUUUUUUUUUGUUAGACAAAUUGUCAUCAUGGAUUAACAUUUUGUGCUUUGAAUAAAUUUCACAAUUGUAGAAUGAGUCGCAUGACUUCCUACACUAUCAAUGAAAAAUUGUGAUUACGAAGAAGACAACUCUCUUAAUUAUGAGAGAUUUGGAUCAAUAGAUCAACAAGUUCUGAUCCUUGUUCAAUGAAGGAUGUUGUAUAACUUUUGGUCAUAUUCUUUUGAUGGAAUACAUGAAAAUUUAGUAGAGAGUAAAAGUUAUAUAAUUGAGUUAUAAAGUUAUUAAUUGAAAUCAACUCAUUAUUUGUUUUAAAUAUUUUUGAAUUUGGAUAAUAAUAAAAUACUUAUAUGAAUUGAUGAGCUGGCCAAUUCUGUGAGAGGUUUAAAAGCAUAUUGUAUUACGGAUUGAGUUCAACUAAGAUCAAUGAUGAGUUUUGAAAUAUGGAUUUGUGUAACAAAAAUAAUGCAAUAAUAUUUUGUUGGUCUUGUAAAGAUUAUAAAUCGCAUACACGAUUUCAUAUGGUAAGUAAUAACAUUUUUUAUUCAAAAUUGUUCAUAUACUUGCAAAAUGUCAAAAAAGUAUUUUGUCAUAUUGAUAAUUAACUUAACUCAGUUUUUUUGUGUAUAUCUAGGUUAUGAUGGUUGAUUAAUUGGGGUAACCAUUGACUUAUAUUCGUUUUUCUAGUUUUCAUUUAAUAAUAUUCAAUUUUUCAUAGUCCUUGAGCUAUAAAGGUUAGUAAGUGAAACUCAACUAAUGUACUGUCGAUAAUCUUUCAACUUCUUAUAUUUCAUUUUUGUUCUUUUUUGUCAUCCACCGUGGGGUUUAUUAUCGAGAUAUUCUAGAGAUACCAUAUGUGAUACUAUUUAUCUUUCUUUUUUUUUUUUCUAGAUUGACAUUUCUGUAAAAAGAUAAGAGAUGUUAUACCUUUUACCUACUACUACUCAAUACUUUAUGGAUGAGGUAGUUCUUGUUUAAGUAUUGUUUUUUUUUAAUAUUUAGAUGAUUAUUUGUAUGAUGGUUCACUAUUUUUAUUAUUAUUAUUAUUAUAGUGGUGGACUUAAUUGUGCAAUGAUGUUAGCAUGUACUAAUCUAAUAUUGUUGAGAGAUAAUAUUGUAUUAUUGAAUUCUUUUGAGAAUAUGGUUUUGGAUCCAUUAGCAAAAUUGGUUCACACUUGUUUAUAAAUCAUUUGAAUUUUAGACUAUCAUUAUUGGGAUUAUUCCGAUAAAAUAUAAAAAGAUGGUAACAGAAAAUAAUGGUAAAUGCGUGACAUUUACCGUAUAAUUGAUGGAUGGAAUUGAUUGGUAUGGAUGGUGUCCGAAAGUACUAUAACAACGAUAUUCUAAAAGCUUUGUCAACCUCCAACAAUUCAGUGUGCUAAGUGCAUUGUGCUCAAACUAGCAAAAUGCCCAACAUUGCAACCCAUACACAAGCUAAACACCUAUAAUGAUAGAAAAUAAUUCAACAAACUACCUAUUUACUAGUCCUCUCCACCAAGAAUCUAUCAUGAAAAGAUAAAAAAAAUCAAAACUCAAAGAAAGACACCUGAAGCAAUGUGUAAGGAGAAACACUUCAGUACUAACUUUUUAGCUAAUAUGUAGGCUAACCUCAACAAACUAUGAGAACUUCUCAAUUCAUCUAGGUAUCACAAGACUUCCUAGAGAACUGGUCAUUCUCAUGGUGUGAAACAUAAGAAAUAUGAGAAGACUAACAUAGAAAUCAGAAAGCAUUGGCCUAAUAGCAUAAACAAUUCAAAUCAACCCCUCUUGGGCGACAAAAAAUACGAUUGGAAAAUCAUUAUCAUUUUGGCAAACACAUUUUAAAUAUAGUGCAUCAUAACAAUUUCUUGAACAUGAGAAUGUUAAUUUCCAGAUGUAUUGCUCUAGGAUUAAAGUGAUUAGUUGAGAAAGGUUACGACACUGACGACGUAGAUGUAAGUAGAAUUAGAAUUAUGUUCAGGUGUUAUCAAAUUCAAUCUGCUAACUUCACCCCUGAGCAUUCAAAGUUAUCUAAGACUUCUUCGUAAAAUAUCUCUCUAUAAUAUCAGUAUAUGCUCUAUUAACCUUCUAAUAUCAGUAUGCUCUCCUAUAUAUAUGAUAAAUGUAAUGGGAUGAUGUAACGAUUCUUUUCCAAUUAAUGAAAUCUGCUUAUCGGCUUCUGCUAAACGACAUGGUACUAGAGGGUGACUUUCCCCUUUCUUGACCUUCGUUUUUUUUCUUCGUUUUAUUGCAUUUUCUUUCAUUUUCUCGAGGUUUUGUAGAGAGACGAACAACGCGUUUGAUUCUCUACCUCUGCUUCUUGAUCGUUCCAUUGAUCGACUUCGAUCUAAUCUCCGCUCACUCCGCUCUCUGAUUCGAUUGAUUCUCCUCGCCGAUCAUGUUUCUUUGUUCCGAUCGAUUUGACUACUUUUCUUAAUCGCUUCGAGUUCUUCAUCACACUUUCAAAUCUAUCAAUAUGGCAACUUUCUCCACAAUCAGUGCGACGACUAGUUCACCGCCAGUCGGUGCCCAUCAGGCGAUGUUCCUUCUCCGUUCAAUAUGAUGCCUCCUUCAGUUAGCGCGGACCUUCGUCGAUCGGCGCUACUCAUUCACCGGCGCAUCCAUUUUUUUCUGCAAUGGGUGAUCUCUCUACUCAUCAGAUCUUCACUGUGCUACUUUCGGGCUACAAUUAGUAUUGCUGGGUGAGAUCGAUGUGCAUGCACGAAAUAAGUUCCUGCUGAUAGAUUCUCACACACUAGUUCCUUCGUCACACGAGCCUUUGUGGAGUGCUUGGGAUCAAGCCAACAUCAUUGUUCUAGGAGGGAUUCAACGUUCUGUUUCAAUAGAAAUUGCCUAGAACAUCUUGUGGUUCAACAUGGCUGUGGAAGCUUGGGAGGAUAUCGGAGAAUGCUUCAAUGAAGGGAAUGAGUACGGAUUUUGGAUCUCUAUUACGAAAUCUCUGCCCUCAAGUAAGGUUCACUGUCUAUCAGUUCUUACUUCACUAAGUUCCGAGUAUUAUGCAAUUGUGCUGCUACGUCGAUUCCACGAGAAUAUAUGCGUAGAGAUCAAGUGAUUCGUUUUCUAAAGGGGAAUGAGAUAUUUGGUCACAUUAGGUCUCAUUUUUUGUUGAUUGAUCUAUUGCCUUCUAUCAACAAGGUGUUUUCUAGCUUAGAUCAGCAGGAACGACAGUUUGUCAAUCCUUCUUUACUCCCCACUUCCCUAGCUCCGUACAGUCAUGGAGCUUCAAAGGGACAACAUUCUGGCUAGGGGGCUACUUCUAAGGUUCAAGACUUCUAUGUUGGGGUAAGAAGAUGUCAUUCUGUACUCGCUGUGAAGGCUAUGAGCACACAGUUGAUCGUUGCUACCAGCUUCACGAGUAUCCACCUGGAUACAAACAUUGUCGAGCCAAUGCAGCCACUUCAGAGAUCAAUCCUCCGAAUACUACUGAAGGACUUGAUGGUGAUGAGUCUGUUGUUCUUAACAAAUCCCAAUAUCAUCCCUUAUUGCAUCAGCCCUUAUUUAAUCAGCCUCAACCACAGCAAGGGUAGUGUCAAAUGCUACUCUAGUGGCCAAUCUGGUCAUCUCUACUUGACAAGAGACUUCUACAUCGGCUGCUCCUAUCUUUUCUACUGGUGGUUCUGGUAAUUCAAGCUAUGUUCCUCAACCAGUUGGGAAAUUGGGACCAACAUUGUCAUAGCAGAAGACACUGGUACUAUUCUUUCCUCCAUAAACUCAUCUUUAAACUCUAUGGAAUGGAUAGUAGAUAAUGGUGCAAGUGCAAUUGACCACGUUGUGUCUGUCUUGCAUAGGGGUGGUUAUACGGUCUAGUCUGGUUAUAUUGGCCCGAAUUGAUAUGGUCCCAUUCUGGUCUUUUCGGGAAUAUAAGGACCAAAUAUUGAACCGGUCCAGUCCCAAUUUGGUUUUGAUUUUAGAUUGAGCUUGUGGGGAUUUGUGUGGCCUGAGGCCUGAAAGGGUGAGGAGUUGGUUAAAUUUUGGGUGUUGGGCUCUCUUAUCCGCUAUUUAUCCAGUUUUCGAUAUGGUCCCGAACGGUUCUUUACCUCAAAUCUAAGCCCAAAAUGGAAUUGGAUUGUUUGUUAUCCGGUCUGGUCUCGGUCUGGGUUAUACAGUCCGAUUUCGGGUAAAACCAAAAAUCCCGGACCAAAUAGCCACCCCUAGUCUUGCACCUAUUUCAAACCUAUAAAACUAUAAAUAACGUGUUUGUAUCUUUACCAAAUGGUGUAAAAGUUAAUGUUACACAUGUAUGGAACAUUCAAAUCACUCUUAUGCUUACCCUAUAUGAUGUCUAUACAUUCCAACAUUCACAUUUAAUCUCAUUUCAGUGUCUAAACUAGUCAAGUCAUCAAAACGUUUACUCAAAUUUACUGCCGAUUCUUGUUUAAUUCAGGAUCUUUCGUCCAACGAGACGAUUGAUAUAGCUAAACAAGAAUCUGGCUUAUAUCAUCUCAACAUGACGUAGCCUAUGUCACAUACAUCCUCCUGUAAUGUUUGCUUUAAUUCCACACUUAUUCCUUUUGAUAUCUAGCACUAUAGACUUGGUCAUACUGUCAUCCCCUUAUCUCAUAACUUAGAUAAAACUGCCAAGCCUUCUGUAGCUCAUAAUAAAAUGCCAUGUACUAUAUGUUCUUUAGCUAUACAAAGGGGUCUUCCUUUUCCACAAAAUACAUCUCAUUCUCAUAUUCCUUUUGAAUUACUUCAUAUCACCAUAUGGGGGUCCAUAUCAGGUUCCUACUAUUGAUGGUUUCUGUUACUUUCUCACUUGUGUUGAUGAUUUCUCACAACAUACAUGGGUUUACCUUAUGAAAUCUAAAAGUGAAGCUUGACAGAUUUUAUUAGAUCUGCCAGCCUUUGUAAAUACUCAAUUUUCUUCAAAAAUUGAGACUAAUAGGACAGAUAACGGUCAAGAAUUUAACAUACAUUUGUUUUACAACUCAUUUGGUAUUCUUCAUCAAACCACUUGUGUGGCUUCCUCUCAACAAAAUGUUCAUGUUAACAAGAAACAACAACAUAUAUUGAUUUUGAUUUUUGCGAGAUACUGUGUUUCACGAACAUGUUUUCCCUCUCCGUGAUUCUUUGUCCCAAUCUGAUUUUGAUUUUUGCUUCCCAUGUAUUCAAGUUACGGAUACUACAGUCUGUAGUUCAUCGUAGUCCUCCUAACUCUUCUUCUAGCAUCGAACCAAUUUCACCUUCACCUCCCGAGGAGGAACCUCUUGAUCAGAUUGGUAUCAUUCAAGCUGUCAAACCAAAUCAUUAUGCCAGGCCUGCUCAUAUUAAGGCUCGUUCUAAGAAAUUAGAUGACUAUGUUUGCUCAGUCAAUUGUUAUGAUGUCUCAUUCCCUCUAUCUGAUGUAAUGACUUUUGACAAUCUGAGUGAUAAUAUAAAGCUUAUAUUCUAGUCAGCUCCACUAUUCUCGAACCUAAAUGUAACAUCCCGUUUCAGCUAAAAUUGUAUUAUUGUCACUAGAAAAUUUCACGAUUUGAAAUCGAGCAUUUUGGCAGUAUUUCGACGAAAAUCGGAUUAUCGAUCGGAUAAGUAUACGUAUUAAUUAUAUAUAUAUAUUAUAUCUUGGUCCAUUUAAUUCCCUCCCCCGUCUCAUUACUUUUCCAGAAACCAUUUCAUCUUCCUUUUUCCCAUUUCCGGACCGAGAGCAGAGGCAACGCGGAGAGUUCAGGGAGCGACUAGGGAAAAAUUCUAAAGCUCCAAUCUUGAGCCCUAGUGAUCCAAAAAUCCUGUAAGUAAUGCCUAAUUCAUCCAUACAUCGUGAUUUAUCGAUUUAUAGCUUUAAAAUGAGUUUUUGGUUCAGGAAUUUCUAGAAUUCCCAAUAAGCCAAAUUAGGGUUUCGGAGUAUCCGAAAGCCGGAUUGAGCCCAAAUUUCAUAUACGAGCUUCCUGCGGCGAGGUAAUCAAUCCUCUAGUUCUAAUCCUUGAAUUUCGGCAAUUAUUUAGGUCGGGGUCCAAAUCGCUGAAUUUAGCUCCAGCCAGGGUUUGAUGUGUUUUUAUCAAGAAUUUGACCGGGAGCCUAGAACUAAUAUUGACGGGGAUACUGCAGGGGAUAUUAGGACGGUCUCGGAUUUUAAUUCGGGGUUCGUUCGUGAAAUUGACGUUUUAGUACGGGAAGGUUAAACCGGUGUUUGAACGACCAGAACUGGUGAGGGAUUAGCACGGUAUACUAGGUUUGUCGUAUCACGAUAAUUAUAUUGAUGCUUAGAAUUGACCUAGGUGAACUAGAAUGGCAUGAUUAAGGGUGUAUGAACUUUUGUGCUAUAUGAUGAACCAUGGACUACUGUAUGAUAUUAUUGACUUGCCCUAAUCGAGAUGGACCUUGUUUAUGCUGAUGAUUUUGUAUAUGUUGCAAAUUGUGGGCUUGACUAUUAAUAAACCUUAUGAUGGUUCGAAAAGGUGAUUGGGUAUGAUUUUUCAUGAUUGUGGUAUUUGGAUGCACAUGUGGGAAAAUAUAUAUUCCCUGGUGAUAUUAUGACGUUUAAGGAGGAUGACUUGCACGAGGGUUUAUCCCGAGGAAGUGCAAUUAUACGACUCCUGAUUUACCUAUGUUGAGUCAAUUGUGGCCAGGUCAAGUACAUGUGCAAGUAGCGAAUUAUGAUUAAGCAAGAUGAGAUAUGGAUCAUGGAUAAGGAUAUCAAGUAAGAGUACUUUGGUCUCAUGGUCAAUUACAUAGUAAUCAGGGCUCCCCAUGCUAUUACUCCAUUGUGAUAUGUUAUGUCACACCCCUGAUGUGGUGUUGAACGUUGAUUCAUCAUGAGAUAUGACCACACCCAGAGUGGUGUUUAGUCCGAUAUGACCACACCCAGCGUGGUGUCAGGUUCGAUAUGACUACACCGGCAGUGGUGGGUCCGAUAUGACCACAUCCACGAGAUGUUUGGUCUGUAUUCCCGGGAUAGUAAUUAACAUGGGAGUAGCUAGGCGCCUAUGAUUAAAACAUGAUAAGAUGCAUAUGCAUAAGUCAAGGUGGUUGAGUCUUUUGCCUAUUGGGAUAUGAGGAUGGUUGAGGUCUGAUCCUAGUGUUUUGGCUUGAUUGUUAGAUGUAUGAUAGGGGUAUGCUCUGUUAUGAACUCACGAUGCUAUGAUUAUCUCACUCAGCUAUGAGCUGACCCCCUUUUAUUCUUCUUCUCUGCUUAUGCUAUGUGUAAGCAGAUCAUCAGCUUCAGAGUAGAUAAGUGUUAGGUGGGAGAGGAGCUAGAGUUGAAGCCAGGAUGAGGUAUGGUCUUCAACUAUUCUGUGCUUGGAUGACUACUCGAGAUUUUGGCCAGUGAUCCACACCUUUUUGUAAAAAUGUUUUGAGAACGUUUUUCAUGUGCAUACUAGCUUCUGAUGUAGUGUGGAAUAUCCACAGGUGUGGAAAGUUGAUGAUAUGUGUAUAUGUUGUGUAACUGUGUAAGUUGUAAUGAUUAUGGUAUGUAUAAGUAUGGUAUACAGUUGUGGAGUAUGAAAAGUGUGACUAUGGCUAAGAAAAGCCAAUGCAUAUGGUUGAGUAUAUAUGUUUGUGAUGAAUUAUUUUGCAGGAUAAGUUGCAAGAACUGUUAGCCCAUUACGCAAGUAAUUCAUGUCGAAAUUUUAUUUGGGUAAAUUUUGAUAUUUAAUGUAACACCCGAGAUUAAUUCCGCUGCAAUUUUAUGAACAAUAUGAUUAGGAAAAACGUAUAGGGUAGGGUGUUACACUAGAUCAUAUAAGGAAGCUAUUAAGGAUCCUAGGUAGUUGGAAGCAUGUAAUUCUGAGUUUCUUCUCUAGAUAAAACUAAUACUUGGACCAUUUUUGAAUUGUCUAUUGGUAAAAUCGCCAUAGGAAAUAUGUGGAUCUUUAAAGUUAAGUUUCUUGCUAAUUGCGACAUAGGGCGUUUCAAAGCUCGUCUAGUAGCAAAAGGAUACACACAAACACUAGGUUUGGAUUAUUUAGAAACAUUUGCAUCUGUUGUAAAACAUAGAAUUGUUAGACUUGUUCUUUCAUUAGCUGCAAUAAACAAUUGGUAUUUACAUUAACUUGAUGUCAAUACUGCAUUUUCACAUGGCGACCUUUAUAAAGAGGUCUAUAUGAAGAUUCCUCCGGGACUAGUGGUACCUCCUGGCUUUAAGAAUCAAGUUUUUCGACUUAACAAAUCCGGGACUAGUGGUACCUCCUGGCUGUCCGGAUACACGAAGAUCCACCACAAGUUUUUAUGUUCUUUUAUCUAGUUCAUUGAUUAGUUUGCGUUCAAAGAAACAUAAAACUGUUUCUCGCUCUUCAGCCGAGGCUGAAUAUAGAACAAUGGCUAGCUUAAUGCCUUAACAUGUGAAUUGAUUUGGCUUAGAUAUGUCUUGAAUGAUCUACAAAUUUGUCUCACUUCUCCCACUCCUAUAUUUUGUGAUAGCAUGUAUGCUAUUAAGUUAGCAUAUAAUCCAGUUAAUCAUGAACGUACUAAGCAUAUAGAGAUAGAUUGUCAUGUUAUUAGGGAUCAUAUUCUAGAUGGUGUGAGUAAGGUAUUUCAUGUCUCCUCAGCCAACCAACUUUCUAAUAUGUUUACAAAGUCACUGCUAGUUCAUGUAUUUCAACAGUUGCAGCCCAAGUUGGUUCGUCUCGACAUAUACGCACCAACUUCGGGGGGGGGGGGGGGGGGGGGGGGGGGGGUCGUGGAGAAUAGAGACAAGGACCCAAAUGUAAAUAAUGUUGUAUAGUUUGUAGAUUGAUAUGUAAUAUUUAUUUACUUUCAGUACUGAAUAGAACUUUAGUUUACUAUAUACAUAUGAUAAAUGUAAUGGGAUAAUGUAACGAUUCUUUUCCAAUUAAUAAAAUCUUCCUAUCAGCGUCUAUUAAACGACAAACCCAGUGUAUUGCACCGCAUAUAUCCUCGGUGCCACUCAUUGUAGCUCGAAUCCCUGCUUCGUAUUCCAUGCUUGUGACAUGAGUUUGGUCAAGGUAGUCAUAUUUGGAUCCUUAUAAGAAAGAAAAUUUCAUAUCAAACCUAACUCUUGGAGCUUCUUGUUGGUCCCACAUCUCAGGUCUGACUUCUCUACCAUAACACCAUGAGUUUCCUACUCGGCGAAACAAAGUAUCUCCGCCAUCAAGCUCCAAUGAACUUUGAACUGCCUUCCGAUAAAGAGGUGCAUAGCCAUGAAAGCGGGACUACUCACAAGGAAAAAAGGGGGAAAAAUCCUUAAAUAAAAAAGUUACAAAAAUAAAUUCUCACAAUACCGCGCUUCACAAUUUUUUUCCAAAAUAUCUAACUUUACGUUGUUUGUUGCAUAGUGAAGCGAACUAGAAAGUUGUUCAUGUGGUAGGGAAGUGAACCCUAUCCUGACUGCUUGCUUUCCAAGCGAGCCACAUGGUUUGCGAUACUGGAGACAAUGCGGAUGCAUGAUAUAUAUGUGGUGCAGAUCGCCUUGCUGGUUAGGUGAACUAGUCUCAUUGGUGCAUUAAUGUCGACAUGAAUCACUGUGUUAGCAAGUGGACGACCGUUGUAUCGCUAUGUCUUGCAGCAUUUUGAUUCGUUUGCAUGCCUUGGAAGCAACUCACUUCCCCUCAAAAUCCUAUAAAUACCCUCUCCUAACUUCCACCCCAAACACACUACUCCGCCCUUCUAUUCUCAUUCUCCCUUCCACCAUGCUCUUUGGCUGCAGCUAACGCUGACCUUUCAAACCAGAUUAAUUUUUCUUUAGUUGGUUACCCUACCAACAAAUACUUUUAAUCAACUUUUGCUCGACAUUUGUAAAAAAUGGAAGAAGCCCAUAAGGUAUCUUCCUAUUUUGUCCAAUUUUAAUCUAUAUUGCUAUGAUUUACCCAUGAGAAUCAUGUGUGGGUUGUUAUAAAACCAAUAAUGUCUUAGUAGUUUAACCAUGAUUGAUCGUUGGAAAUCAUUUAUUGUGCAUUUGAACUCUUUUCUUUGCCCAUUUGAAUUGAUUUUAUUUUUAUUUCAUACAGAUGGGAGAUGAGAAUGAUUUACGAUCCUAGAAUUUAUUAUCAUCCCAGCCAAGAAAUUUCCAAUUGUUGGAUGUGCAACCUUUUCAUUGAUCCAAAAAGUGUUUGGAUUGAAGAUCCCGUAAACACUGGAUCAUAUACCUCCUCUAUUUUUAAUUAUAAUAGUGUUCAUUUUUUCAAAAAAUAAUUAUGGAUUUUUUCUUCGUGUGAACAACUUGGUGCCAUCAUCCAUAGGGGAACAUCUGCCUUGCCCCCAUGGGAUGUACGAAUCGAGCUUUUCAUUGAAAGAGUAGGGUUGGCGAGGGCACGAUUCUUUAGAUGGAUAGAAAUUGACAACAAUCUCCUCACGAUGUUGGUAGAAAGGUGGAUGAGAGAGUCACACAUCUUUCACCUUCUCGGGAAGAGGCAGCAAUCACAUUGAAGGAUGUCGUCUUGCUCACCGAGCUGCCAAUCAAUGUUGAAGCGAUAAUUGGGAAUUCGAAAAAACCACAAGGUGGUUGGGGGCCAUUCAUACGUGCCAACUUGGGCAUCGACAUCCCCAUGGAAGCAGAAGGCCGCCAUAAAUCACCGCUAUAUAG